Psilocybe cubensis is the source of this 489-nucleotide messenger RNA. RefSeq lists its product as uncharacterized. The transcript has 3 exons. Lineage: Eukaryota; Fungi; Basidiomycota; Agaricomycetes; Agaricales; Agrocybaceae. The coding region runs from base 1 to 489 and encodes 162 amino acids. The record is from RefSeq and is a predicted model, not a curated record.
AUGGUUUUUGCUCAGGACGCCAACCUUGCUAGUGCCUACAUUCUCAAAUUUAUCUCCGCCAACGAGCACCAUGAGGCCGUCGCCUUCUUCAAUAACGAAGAAUUUGUGGCUCAGCAUGUUGCACCCGACCUGAAUGCCACCAUUAGUUUGAACGCGAAAACUAAAUCCUUCACUGUCGGUAUAUCACUUCCUGGAGGGGCGGUAAACAAGUCCACCUGGACGUACGAACGCCCUGGGACUUUAAUUCAGGACCUUCAUAAUGUCAAAGGCACCUUGUAUACGGCUAAGAAUGCCAAUCCACCUCCCCUUGGAGAAAGUGAAUUUUGGAUCCAACAAUACCCAAGCACCAUCCCCGGAGAAGUUGGUCGUACAGUGGUUGAGUUCUACACCGACAAAAUUAUCACUGCAGUUCAAACAACGACAACUAUGGUGCAUCUGGAAGCGGUGUUUGGUCCAUUCCAGGACCUCAUUCUGGCGCAUAAGAGAUGA